Messenger RNA from Ornithodoros turicata, 1047 nucleotides. RefSeq lists its product as uncharacterized. Bases 1 to 825 code for a protein of 274 amino acids. The record is from RefSeq and is a predicted model, not a curated record. The transcript is spliced from 7 exons. Lineage: Eukaryota; Metazoa; Arthropoda; Arachnida; Ixodida; Argasidae.
AUGGACAAGGAAACCUAUAUCGCAGAAGGAAUGCGGCAGCUCGGUUGCCAAACAUUCUACAGGCCCCUAGAAAAUGAUCCCACCAAUGACAUCAGCACCAAGAUCACAAAAACCUUAAAAAGAUUGAAGUUUCCUUCAGAAAACCUGCAGAAUUUCCGUGAAUUGCCGCAAGUCUUUUCACCUCUAUCGAGUCGUUCGACCGAGUGCCCAGCCACAAGGGUUUGCGAGGGCCAAGUGCUGUCAGUGCCAUCAGGGGUCCCUGUAGUUCGCCCAGAACGUACAAGUCUACACAAAACCGCGCUGGACUGUAGCGACAACACCUGGAACGCUGUACCAGAACCGUCGAUUUCGAAAGAGGAUGUACCUGUUGUGGGCAAGUGUGACCACUUGAAGUUUAAACUCCCGACCUUUGGCCCUUGGGAAGCAGUGCUCAACCGGAAGGCACCAAUUGGCGGCGACGUUCGUCGUGCCAUCGUGGAUAUCCUCUUUCAAGAAUGCAUGAAAUUGGCGUUGUACCCUUCACACCGUCUGUAUCGGCGUUCUGCAGAGCUGCUUGUAUUUAAGUUUCCGCACAUGAGAGAUAACUUCAGCGUGAAUGGGAAGAUGGGUGGACAUUGCUCUUGGGUGGAGGCACUGAAGUGCAAAUUUAAAACCAUGAGGAAGAAAUUGGAUGACAACCCUGCAGUGCUAGCGAUGCGUGACAAACAUGGCAAAAAGCGAGUGAAACCACCCGAGGAAGCAUGCCCCAAUGCAACGAAACGGGUCUCCCGUCUCCAUGGUCAUGAGCAUUUGAUCGUCCUUGGAGAGACAGAGCAGUCAUUGUAGAACCAUAGGCAGUGGCUCAUUUGCCAUUCAGAGGAAGAGGAAAGCCAAGUCACAAAGGAGAGGUUUCUUCUUACAGCAAAGGAGCGGCAUGAAAAAAUGAUGACUGUGACCCUGGCAGCUGCGUUGUCAGAAUUCCCAUUCCUUGCGACAGAAUCAGCUGUAUGCUAUAGAUUUUGACCAUGUGUGUCAGUGCUCAUUUGCUAUAGGUUAGAUGCGUGUUCC